AUAAAAAAUAAACUAUUUUUAAAAACAGUUUCUUUUGUAAAAAUUUAUAAUUGAAUUAUAAAAUUUAUAAACACGUUAACAUUGUAAGCAUUGGCAUAUCUAGUUCGGUAAAAAGCACGGUGCCCGAGAUAUUUUGGCCAGGUGGCAGCCCUUGUCCAGUCACGAGGACACGAAGGAUAAACGGGCGAUAAGAGAAUAGCCGAUAAGAGCUCCACCCAGUCGCAGAAAACAUGUAAUUCUCCCAGUAGCGGAUAGAAACAUUAAACAUUUUUUAUUUUUCACUCGCAUCACAACCACCACAUCCCCUCCCACGCUCCCAAGGAGCAGUCGCCGCAAGAUGGACAACAACGAGAUCUCCAUGAGUAUGGACGUCAAACUGGAUACACACGACAAGCGUCCAGUCGCUUUGCGCUACAAGACAUGGACCCGCUGUCAGGUGAAAAUCGAGGCCAUCAAGUGUGUACCAUGCUUCCUGCGGCUCAGUUUCCAGGCCCAAGACUCGGAGGGCCAGGAUGCGCAUCCCGCUAAGCCGGUUAGCGUCUCCGUCAACGUUCCGGGCGUCAGCCUCAGCCUGGCCACAUCUCGCACCAAACAGCACUCCUAUGGGCUGUUUUGGACGCAGAACCGUCGCGACUGCUUCAUUUACUUCGCCCUGGAGACGGAGACCUCAUGUCGACGCCACAUGAAAUGGAUGCGGAAGUCGAUCAAGAAUCUGGAGCUCUACCGGCAGAUUUUCCUUGAGCAGCGGCGCCUUAGCAGAGGUCCCACAGCUCUGGGCCCGCUGCCCAAUCUGCCAGAGACCAUGGACGCUGGUAAUCGCUCGCCGCGCGUCUCGCAGAUCUACGAGGAGAUCUUCGAGGGCAGCCGUAUCUCCCGCGUCUCCAUCGCUUCCGGCAUCUACGAAGAGAUGAAGCCAUCCGCCAUGGAAAAAACUCCCUCGCCGCCGCCCCUUCCUGCACAUCCCCACCGCCGGCGCAUUAACACUUUUGAGUGCGAGAUUCCGCGGUCCAGCACCAAUCCCGAGUCGGAGCUGGCCAAGAAAAAGAAGUACAAGAACAUGCUGGACACCCUGUUCGGUGGGCCGCGCCAAAAGCGUUCCGGCAGCAUCAAUGAGCUCGCCUACGAGCCCAGCGAGGAGGCACUGCCGCUCUACGAGAAUGCUCCCACCCCGGAGCCAGUGCUCCCGGUAAAGCGCUCAUCGCAGUUAAGCAAGUCGCAGCGCAACAGUUUUUCGAGUCCGGACCUCUCCAAACUCAAUUUACUGGACACUUUCGGUGAAUAUUUCGGAGCACAGAAUCACGAGUCGAGCCUGGAGCUGAACAUCAGUCUAGAUGAGUCAGUCAUUGAACCGAUCUCGCGAGAUCAGAUUGUGGCGCAAAUUGCUAACCAACUGAGCAAAGCCGACUCACUGGAGAGCUUGAACGUUUCCGAACAAUUGCCGUACAAUUUCAACUUUUCCGCCUGCAACACGUCCACCAUCAAUCUCAUCGGAUCCCACGGAGCUGUUCCACAAAGUAAUCUGGUAAAGAAAAACAAGAUACUGGAGGACGAUCUCACAGGAUACUGUGUAAUGGCACCAAUUUUAAAGGCGGCGGUGAAAGAACUGCCACCGCAGCCCGGCGGCAGCACAGUGUCCACUUCGUCCGGCUAUUCGACGGGAUCCUAUUGCUCUUCCACAAGCAGCUGCAACACUGAGGACCAGCCCACCAAGACGCAGGUGGCCAACGAGAGUGCCAUUUACGAAGCCAUGCAUGGCAGCUCCAUGAACAGCACCGUUGCAGCUGCUGCAGCUGGAUUUGCGGAGCAUCUAUACGAGAAUCUGCUGGCUGUUAAGGCAGCACAAGAGCUGGAGGCGCAGCCACUUGGCUUCGGACUGAGCACCAGCACUCCCACCGAAUCUCCGUUGGCACCAGCGUUGCCGGAGAAGGGAACGCCCAAGGAGAAGACAAUUCAGCAGAAUCCAGAUGAGGAGGACUACUACCAGACACCGAGGAAGUCGAUCAUCAGUGUGGAUGACAAAAUACCCUCCUACUAUCCCAACAGCUGCGAUACCCUCAAGUCAAAGCGACGAAGUCCCACCGACCAUGGACCCAGUCUAAGGCACUUAGUCAGUUCCAAGUUGCGACGCGAGCGAAAGGAGAACCUUUACAUUUCAUCGCCCCAACAUAUCAUUGAACAGCGCCACAAGGCGACCAGCAUCUCAUCAUCAUCAGCUAAGACUAAAAUAUCAACCAAAAAGACUGCCGCCCACAAGAUCUCCGAGAGCGUUUAUGCCGUCACCCAUCCAGUCAAGCGCCCAAAUAGCACCAAUAGUAAUAACACCCACCAAACCAUAAACAACAAUAACAAUGAAGGCGUAGAUGACGAGCUACUACACCUUACCAUCGACUUUAAAUUCGACGACGGCCAAGCUGUCGAGGAUUCUAUCCAGGCGAAGGCAGCGAAUAUUCCCCGUAUACAGCCAAAGCAGGAGAAAGAGUGCGGGGAUCGUAACCAGGCGGCGGAGCAGGCAACACGACUCCUGCAGAAGUACGCCACGCUGGCCAAAUUCGGACAUUCGCCGAACAAAUCCAAACCGGCUGCGGCCCAACCGGAGCCCAUGAUACAGUCGGUGGCCACAUCGAAUGAGUUGCAGCCCCCGGGAAGCAGCAUGAAGAAGUUUGCCUCCUUACCACGCUUCAAGAAAAUUGACUUUUCGCCACUGAAGAUGAGGCUAAACAAUGUCCUGCAGAGAAAUCCUCCGUCGCCGCAGCAGUAGAGUGGAUUUUCUCCAAUUUUCUGUAUCAAUGUUGAACACUUCGCUGUGGAAACACAAUGCUUUUUAUGAAUUUAGCUUAUUUUUAUGUUGUAGGUUCUUGUAAAUGUGAUCUGCCCACCACUUUUGUGUUAGUUGGACAAGUUGAUGUUAUCAGCUUAUUAUUAUGUUAUCCGAGUAUGUAAUACGCUUUCCCACGAUGCACUUAGUCUUAAGCCUUAUAGGUUGAUCUUGCUUUGUCAAAAGGUAUUCUAACGAAUCAUAUCCGGCUCCAUUUGAGGAGCCUCACAAGUAUUACUGUUGUGAACUAAAGAUGAAUGUCUAAGAUUUAUACAUAUGAAUAUGCUCAAUUAUGAAAAUUUACAAAACCGCUUUUAUACGUAUUAAACGAAACCAUAUUGUUGA
Molecule: messenger RNA, 3160 nt
Organism: Drosophila rhopaloa
Lineage: Eukaryota; Metazoa; Arthropoda; Insecta; Diptera; Drosophilidae
Exons: 1
Coding region: 338-2758 (806 amino acids)
Source: RefSeq, a predicted model, not a curated record